UUUUUUUCAUCAUUCUUCAGAGUAUCAGUGGUGCGGUGAAAUAUUUGCUCGGGUUGCAAAAAGUUUUUUUGUUCUGUUUUUCCUUUUUGGAAUUUUCUAAAAUUCUAAAUUUUUCGAAAAAUUAUUAUUUUAGAAAUUUUCGUUUCUAAAAAGUAAAUGUUUGGAUUGUAAAAAUUAAUUACCACAAAAAAUAAAAAAAAUCCAAGCUCUUUACAAAAUAACCAUAGCCAACAAUAAUGGAACAGGAAGAUUAUCAUGCCCCGCCAAAGAAAAUUGGCAAACAACACAAUACAUUGCCAUUGUGGGGCAAUGAGGCUUCAAUGAAUUUGAACCCACUCAUAUUGGCCAACAUUCAGGGGUCCAGCUAUUUCAAAGUGCACUUGUUUAAAUUAAAAACCUAUCAUGAAGUGGUAGAUGAAAUUUAUUAUCAGGUCAAACAUUUGGAGCCAUGGGAACGUGGUUCGAGGAAGACGUCUGGACAGACUGGAAUGUGUGGCGGAGUCCGUGGAGUGGGUGCGGGUGGAAUUGUCUCUACUGCCUUUUGUUUGCUGUACAAACUGUAUACGCUGCGCCUUACAAGGAAACAGGUUAAUGGCCUCUUAAAUCACUCAGAUUCACCAUAUAUACGGGCAUUAGGCUUCAUGUACAUUCGAUACACUCAGCCACCAGCCGAUUUGUAUGAUUGGUACGAAGACUAUCUACUUGACGAGGAGGAAAUCGAUGUUAAGGCUGGUGGUGGCCAGACCAUGACCAUCGGACAAAUGUCCCAUCAGUUUUUAACUAAAUUAGAUUGGUUCUCCACACUUUUUCCACGCAUACCUGUUCCGAUUCAGAAGCAAAUCGAGAAGCGCCUGGAAAACUUUUGUAUGGUGAACAAGGUGAAUUUCAAUCAGUACAAUAUGCGACCUGGUGCUGCUGCACCCAGUGCUCGAGGUGGGCCAGCCCCUGGACUAGGUGGCAGUGCAAAUCAGUAUGAAGGCGAACGCGAGUAUGUCGAUCGAGGUCGAAGAGAUGAUCGCGAUCGAGACUAUUAUGGUCGUGGUGGUGGUGGUGGUGGCGGCGGUGGUGGUACAGUAGGAGCUUACCGUCCAGAACAUGACGAACGAAAUCACGGCAAUCACGAUUAUCGUAGAGAAAGGGAGGAUCGUUAUGAUCGGUCGCCGUCAAACCGUGACCGUCGUGAAAAACACAAAAAGAAGCACAAACACAAGUCCCGUAGUCGUAGCCGAAGUCGUGAUCGUUACAGAGAGUCUUCGAAAAGUAGCUACCGUGGUGGUGGUGGUAGUGGUGGAGGAGGUAACGAACGGGACUAUGAAUCCUACGAAAGAAGAUAUCGUUAGAAACAUUUUUUUUUACAACCAGUUGUAGAGGAAAAACGAAGGAAAAAAUAACAAAUCAAGCAAAAAUGUUAAGGAUCUACAAUUAGUUUUUAAGGAAUUACAAAUUUGCUAUAUCAUUUUUUAUUUAAGUAUUUUUUUUUGUUUACUAGCGUAUAAAAUAUUAACAUAGGCGAAUUGUUGAUGCUCAGGUUAAAGUUUUUAACUUUAUGUUUUUAUCUUGCUCAGUUGAAAAAAAAAUCACUAAAAAGAUCACUAAAACGCGCGAAUUAGAAUAAUAAAACAAAAAUACUGAAAUUAAA
Messenger RNA from Episyrphus balteatus (marmalade hoverfly), 1639 nucleotides. RefSeq names its product pre-mRNA-splicing factor 38B. Lineage: Eukaryota; Metazoa; Arthropoda; Insecta; Diptera; Syrphidae. The coding region runs from base 237 to 1340 and encodes 367 amino acids. The transcript has 6 exons. Gene Ontology annotation, cellular component: precatalytic spliceosome. The record is from RefSeq and is a predicted model, not a curated record.